AUGAUUUUGUCUUUUCCUUUUCUUCAAGUGCAAUGUCAUGAUAUUGAUCAAGCUCAAAAAAUAUUUUCAUCCGUUAAAAAUAAAACAGUUCAUAUGUAUGGUGCAAUGUUCAAAGGUUAUAUCUCAAAUAAUAUGCCUGAAAAAGUUAUUGAAUUAUUUGAGACAAUAUCAGUAGAAGUAGAUGAAGUGCUCAUUAUUAUAUUAUUUAAUGCUUGCGCCAAACUUUGUAAUAGUCAAGCAAUUAAACUUGGAAGAGAUACACUCAAUCGAUUACCAGUUUCUUUUCUUCGAAAUCCAACCUUAGUUAAUUCAGCUAUUGACAUGUUGAUGAAGUUUGGCGAUGUUAAUCAAGCUGAAAAUCUUUUCGAAAAAAUGCAAAAGAAAACUCUCAUAACUUAUGGAGCAAUGAUGCAGGUUUUAUAUGGAAUUGUGUUUAAGGCAUGUGCUUCAUUAUCGAAUGAAAAAGCUAUUCAAUUUGGAAAGAAGACUUUUCAUGAAAUGCCAAAAAUAUAUCUUAAUCAUAUUAUUUUGGUCACCUCAGCAAUUCAUAUGUUUAUGAAAUUUGAUGAAAUAGAAAUUGCCAAAUAUCUAUUUUCACAAAUUAAGCAACACAGUUCAUAUACAUAUGGUGUAAUGAUCAAUGGUUAUAAAAUCAAUCAAGAACCACAAAAAUGCCUUUCACUUUUCGAACAAAUGAAAAAAGAAAAUAUAACAAUAGAUGAAUCUAUUUCUUUAUCAUUAAUUGGAGCAUGUUCUCAAAUAGGGAUACGUUCAAUUUGUCAAAAUAUUGUUCGUCAAAUACCUCUUUCACAAUCGAAUAUUUAUCUAAACACUGCUUUAAUCGAUAUGUGGGGUAAAUCAGGUGAUAUUAAUCAAGCAAAACAAAUAUUUCAAUCGAUUUCUCAACCUGGUCUUGUUACCUAUACUUCUAUGAUGAAUGCAUAUGCAAGAAAUGGAAUGGGUUAUGAAGCAAUUGAUUUAUAUAAUAAAAUACAUGAAAAUAUUCGUGAUAGAGUAUCACAUAUUUGUGUUUUAAAUGCGUGUUCUCAUUCGGGUCUCAUUGAUCAAGCUCGAAUGAUAUUCAACAAAAUCGAUAAAACAUCAGUAGAAAUUGUUACUGCAAUGAUUGAUUGUCUUAGUCGUAUGGGCAUGUUUGAUCAAGCAGAAAAAUUGGUUGAUGAUUAUCAAAAGUCAAAUUUACCUAAUUUGAUUAUGUAUACAGCCAUGUUAUCAGCUGCUCGAAAUUAUCGUCAUGUUGCUCUAUCAGAAAAAUUGUACAAUCGAAUGAGAUUAUUAUUUCCUGAUGAAAAAUCUCACUUGAUUUCUGCUUCAAUUCUAUUAUCAAACAUUUAUUCAUCUUUGGGCUAUAAUCAAGAAGUAAAAGAAAUACGGCUCGAGCGAAUAAAACAAUUUGGUAAAAAUAUCACAGUUGGUGUAGCAUGGACUGAAGUUAAUGGUCAAGUUGUGAGGUUUCAAGCUCAUGAUCGUUCUCAUCCUCAAUCCGAUGAAAUGUAUGCUGAACUUGUGCGUUUAUCAAAUGAAUUAAAAGAACAUGGCCAUGAAUAUGAUUCAAGUUGGAUUACACGUCCACUUAAAAAUGAGGAAACUAUUGAAUCUGUAUUAUGUGGUCAUUGUGAAAAACUUGCUAUUGCAUUUAAUUUCAUUCAAUAUCCUCGACCAUCAUUUAUUCAGAUAACAAAAAAUCUACGUGUCUGCGGAGAUUGUCAUCGUGCGACGAAACUCAUUGCAAAAAUUCGACAAUGUGAAAUCAUUGUACGUGAUGCUAAUCGUAUUCAUCAUUUUCAUACGAGUGGACAAUGUUCUUGUCAAGAUCAUUUUUAA
Rotaria socialis is the source of this 1842-nucleotide messenger RNA. NCBI's taxonomy places the organism in Eukaryota, Metazoa, Rotifera, Eurotatoria, Philodinida, Philodinidae. The record is from the annotation of a GenBank genome assembly.